AAGAAAGAGUACAAUCUAUUAUAUAUUGAUUAAAAAUGGUUCAGGCUCCUGAAGGUGCCAUGGGACAUCCAAAUCUCCCCCAAGCUUUAAUACUGUUAAAUGAAAUGAAUUCAAGUACACAACAUGUUGCCUCUCUCGUUGAUAAUAUGCUUCAAAGAGUAAGGAAAGGUGAAAUUUCCACAGACCAGGGUCUCAGUUUUCUAGAGAUGAAAUAUCACACACUCUUAAGCUACUUAAUAAAUUUAACUUUUAUUGUAUUAAGGAAAUGUUCUGGAGAAAAUAUUGAAGGUGAUCCUUGUAUAGAUCGCUUAAUUGAAUUGAGAACAGUACUGGAGAAAAUUAGACCCAUUGAUCACAAACUAAAAUAUCAAAUAGACAAACUAGUUAAGACAGCUGUUAGUGGAAGAGAAGCUGAUGAUGCUACACUUUAUAAAGCAAAUCCAAAGAGUCUUAUGGAUAACAGUGACAGUGAUUCUGAUGAGGACAGUGAUAAUUCAGAAGAAAAUGUUAAGAGUGCAAAAUCAAAAAAUGUUUAUGUUCCUCCCAAAUUAGCAGCUGUUCACUUUAUGGAUGAUACUGCUGUGGAACGUAAUAAGAGGGCUCAUGAAAGAAAUAAGAAACAUGCACUUUCAACUUCAGUCAUUGAAGAACUAAAAGAGGAAUAUUUGGAUACUCCUGUUGAAAUUGCUCAAAAUAAUCGUGCUCAGCAAAUCUUAACUAAGCAACAGAAGGAACGCCAGGAAUAUGAGGAGGAAUAUUUAACUCGUUUGCCUGUUACAAAAGUUGAAAAGCAAAUGAGAAAGAAGCUGACUACCAUGGGAUCAUUAGGACACGAAUUGACCGAUUUUGGAUCAAACAAGAAAAGUACAAAACGUAAAUCAUCUAUGAAAGGUAAAGGUAAAAAGAAUUUUAAAAGAAAACGAUUUCACUGACAAAUUUGUUUGUUUCUUAUUGCUGUUAUUACAAGUACAGGGUGUUGUACAUUUUUAUUUUCAAUUUAUAACAAUUUUUAUUUUAUUAAGUACUUCUACUCAGCUGUUGUUAAAGAAGAAAAAAUAACUUAAAUGUUAUUCAAAAGGCUGUACUACUUUUUCAACAGCUUUCAAGUAAAAAAAAAAGAAUAAGUGUGGCAGAUCAAGUAAAAUGUCUAUAAUUUAGUGUCUUGAAAAAAUAGUUUUGUGAACUUUAGAAUUACUACUUGUCUUGCAUUUGAUUUGCAAAGGAAAGAAAUACUUAUUAUGAAUCAUAUUUAAUCGUUUUUAUUUUCUUUUAUUCUUUGUGUAUGUAGUAAUAAGUAUUUUAACAAUAUUGGAAGUUGAAUGGUUUGUCUUCAAAGAUUAACGAGUUUUUUUUUAUAUUUAAUGUUAAUAUUUUGUUUAAAUGCUUGUUAAGUUUUUUACUUGUUACUUGCGUUGUUCGUAGUCUUUUGAUUCAUAGUAAUUUCUCUCGUAUGUUUAUCAUUUCUCAAGAAUAAUUAAGCAUAUUUCAAUCAGUGUAAUUAAGAAGAGAAAUAAAAACGAGAGCUUAUUAGUA
Agrilus planipennis (emerald ash borer) is the source of this 1533-nucleotide messenger RNA. RefSeq names its product neuroguidin. Gene Ontology annotation, cellular component: nucleolus; small-subunit processome. Gene Ontology annotation, biological process: maturation of SSU-rRNA from tricistronic rRNA transcript (SSU-rRNA, 5.8S rRNA, LSU-rRNA). The coding region runs from base 36 to 932 and encodes 298 amino acids. The record is from RefSeq and is a predicted model, not a curated record. The transcript has 3 exons. Lineage: Eukaryota; Metazoa; Arthropoda; Insecta; Coleoptera; Buprestidae.